Melanotaenia boesemani (Boeseman's rainbowfish) is the source of this 1657-nucleotide messenger RNA. RefSeq names its product cilia- and flagella-associated protein 251-like. The transcript has 5 exons. The record is from RefSeq and is a predicted model, not a curated record. The coding region runs from base 95 to 1657 and encodes 520 amino acids. Lineage: Eukaryota; Metazoa; Chordata; Actinopteri; Atheriniformes; Melanotaeniidae.
GCAGCCUGCUUUGCUUACCUUUGAAGCGCAUCUGGACCACGGUGGCGUAAACAGGAUCUGUUGUAGUUGCUAGUUUGUGAAAACGCGGAUUAAGAUGGAAAGCUGCGUCUUUCAAAACCAGUAUUGUUCUGUGGACGAUAUAAAAAUGGAGGAAGAAGAUGGCCAGCAGCCCAUGGUGAUAAAAGAAGAGAUUCUUGAUGAAUGUGAUUCCAACCUGGACCAGAAAGACCCAGAGCUCCUCAACAUAAAGGAGGAUGAGGAGAAAGACUGGAUCAGUCAGGAGGAAGAGAUGUUUGAUGGGCAGAAUAAAAGUGAUACCAGCGGGUUGUUUUUUAGUGCUGCUGUAAAGACUGAAGAUGAUGAAGAGGAACCUCAGCCAUCACAGCUUCAACAAAUCAAAACUGAGGACAACAGCGAAACAGAGCCUCCAAGCACAAACUCGGCCAUACGGAAUAAAACCGAACCUGGAGGGGACUGUGGAGGACCAGAACAAGUAGGAAACCCAGCUCCAAAUGGUUAUUCAGAAUCAGAUGGCCAGCAGCUCAUGGAGAUGAAAGAAGAGGUUUCUGAUGAAUGGGACUCCACUCUGGCCCAGAAAGAUCCACAACUUGAUUUAAAGAAGGAAGAGGAGAAAAUCUGGAUCAGCCAGGAGGAAGAGCAGCUUAAUGGGAAGGAGAAAACUGAUACCAACCAAUUUCUAUUUAGCGUUACUGUAAAGAGUGAAGAUGAUGAAGAGAAAGCUCAGUUCCUUCAGCUCCAUCAAAUCAAAACCAAUGACAGAGAGACAGAGCCUCCAACCAAAAACUCCACUACGCAGACAAAAGCAGAACCUGAUGAAGAGGAUUGUGGAGGACCAGAACCAGCAGAAAACCCAGAGGCAAAUGAUUAUUCAGAAUCGAAUGCUGAUGAUUUUCCUUCAGAUUCCUCUGAGACUGAUGACGACGAUGACUGGAAUGAACAUCUGUCAGGUUUAGAAUCUGAAAGUGAUGACGUUGACCAUCACGUGAGAAAAACCAGAGCGCCUCGGUCUGGCGUAAAAGGUAAAGUGCCAGAUGGCCAGCAGCUCGUGGAGAUGAAAGAAGAGGUUUCUGAUGAACGGGACUCCACUCUGGCCCAGAAAGAUCCACAACUUGAUUUAAAGAAGGAAGAGGAGAAAAUUUGGAUCAGCCAGGAGGAAGAGCAGUUUAAUGGGAAGGAGAAAACUGAUACCAACCAAUUUCUAUUUAGCGUUACUGUAAAGAGUGAAGAUGAUGAAGAGAAAGCUCAGUUCCUUCAGCUCCAUCAAAUCAAAACCAAUGACAGAGAGACAGAGCCUCCAACCAAAAACUCCACUACGCAGACAAAAGCAGAACCUGAUGAAGAGGAUUGUGGAGGACCAGAACCAGCAGAAAACCCAGAGGCAAAUGAUUAUUCAGAAUCAAAUGCUGAUGAUUUGCCUUCAGAUUCCUCUGAGACUGAUGACAACGAUGAACAUCUGUCAGGUUUAGAAUCUGAAAGUGAUGACGUUGACCAUCACGUGAGAAAAACCAGAGCGCCUCGGUCUGGUGUAAAAGGUAAAGUGCCAGGAGAGAAACCGUUUAACUGUGAUCUUUGUGAAGCAAGAUUUUCACGACAAGGAACUCUGAAGAGACACUAUCAGAAGGUCCACAAGAAGUAG